UAGAAGCGCCGCCGCUAACAUGUGCAGAGUUUCCAGUUUAAACAACUUCUUCACACAGUCUAUGGUUUUAUCCUGUUUUUUCUUUCUUGAUUUUGUUUUUGCACCAUCUGCGUCCUCACAGAAUCGGACAUUCUCUAAAUCGUCUUCGAUACAAGAGGAAACUGGAGUAGGUGCUUUUUAUUACUUUUUUCUUGCAAAGCUAACAAGCUAACCCCAACAGCCCUCUGACAGCAAUACAAGACAUCAUGGCUAAUGAAAAUGUGAAUAUUGUUUCACCGUGUGAAAAUAAGGAGCAGGCGGGUGACAGUGAAAGCACGGUAGAAACAAAUAAAAACUCAGAGGAAUCCACAGAGACCCAAAGUCUGUCUAAAAGGCAAAGAAAAAAACUUCUGAGGCAAAAGAAAUGGGAAGAAGAGAGAGAACUGCGAAAACAAAAAAGAAAGGACAGAAAGCAGCAGCGUCGGCUCCAAAGGCAAAACAACCAGGAUGAGGAGAGGACAGAGAUUGACCGAAAUCCAAGGAAAAGGCUUCGGAAAGUGGUGACCCUCAGCUCUGUCAGGCUAGUGGUGGACUGCAGCUUUGAUAGCUUGAUGCAUUUGAAGGAUGUUAGAAAACUUCACAAACAGAUCCAGCGGUGUUACGCAACAAACAGAAGAGCCCCAUUUCCAGUCCAGUUCAUAGUGACAAGCUUGGGUGGACAGCUGAAACAGAGCAUGGAUGAAAAGGACAAAGGAUGGGUUAACUGGAAGGAUAUCUCUUUCAAAACAGAGCAUUACAGUGAAGUUGUGGCCAAAGAGGACCUGGUUUACCUCACUUCAGACUCUCCAAAUGUGCUGACAGAACUGGACCAAAACAAGGCCUACGUCAUAGGAGGCCUGGUGGACCACAACCACCAUAAGGGUAUUACUUUUGAGAAGGCAAAAGAGCUAGGGAUUGCUCAUGCGCAGCUUCCACUCAGCAGUUUUGUAAAGAUGAACAGUCGCAAAGUCCUGGCUGUCAACCAUGUGUUUGAGAUAAUCCUGGCAUAUUUGGAGAAGGGUAAUUGGCAGGACGCCUUCUUUACGGUCCUACCACAGAGAAAGGGAGCUGUGGCUCUGGACCAGGAUGGAGCCCAGGACCAAGAGGAGGAAGAGGAGCAAGAAUCAGAUUUUGAUUCAGAUGAACAGGCACCACCACAGAUGGGGAAAAAUGGAGAGGACACAUCGAGUUAACCAAAGGAACAAAAGAAGUGGACUUUGAAGCAUUUUGGGUUAAAUUAAGAAGAUUGAUGCCUUUGUUAAGUUGAACUUUAUUUUUUACACUAUUAUUUAUUUUAAAAGUUUGACCUGAGCAACUACUCGAUUAUUGGAAAAAACAAAUCAAUUCACAUUCACAUUCUGUUUGAUGCUCAGUUGAAUAAGCGAAUUGCAUAAAAUGUUGUUCAAUAUUUUGUGUUAUUAUUUAUUUUCAGAUCAUUAUAGGGGGUUAUUUUCAAUUUAUAUGAACAUUAGUUAUCAGAAUAAAAUGAGGCAUAC
Molecule: messenger RNA, 1514 nt
Organism: Periophthalmus magnuspinnatus
Lineage: Eukaryota; Metazoa; Chordata; Actinopteri; Gobiiformes; Gobiidae
Gene: trmt10a
Product: tRNA methyltransferase 10A
Exons: 7
Coding region: 246-1211 (321 amino acids)
Biological process (GO): tRNA N1-guanine methylation
Cellular component (GO): nucleus; nucleoplasm; cytosol
Molecular function (GO): tRNA binding
Source: RefSeq, a predicted model, not a curated record